AUGCAGGCAGCUGCGAACGAGAUCUUUGGGCUGGCCGGAAGUGUACUGGUCGAGAAAACUCGGGCGUGUUGUAAAGGGUUCUACGGUCUGGACUGCACUUCCUGUCCCGGAGGAUUCCAGACACCCUGUUCUGGACACGGCCAGUGUGUGGAGGGGAUCUCAGGGAACGGCUCUUGUAUCUGCGAGCAGAACUUCGGAGGCUCUCGCUGUCAGUUCUGCUCGUCCUCCAGCAGGUUCGGACCCACCUGUGACAGAACCUGUCCCUGUGUCCACGGGCAGUGUGAGAACCGUCCAGAUUCAGACGGACGCUGUAAACCGAACUCGUGUCAGCCGGGCUUCACCGGGCGGUUCUGUGAGAGACAGACGGCGCCGUGUGGCCUUCAGGUUCACUUCUGUCACGCUCACGCUGACUGCGACUUCACCCCGGGGGCGUGGGCGUUCAGGUGUAUUUGUAAACAUGGUUACCAAGGUGACGGGAUCACCUGUGUGGAGGCGGACCUGUGCGCACCCCCCCUCCGUGGAGGCUGCAGCGUUAACGCCAAGUGUGUGCGCAGCGCUCCUGGAGCUCACAGCUGUCAGUGUCUGAGCGGCUGGAGGCGGGACGGAGACGACUGUCAGCCAAUCAACAACUGCCAGGCGCCUGAGGGGGGGGGCUGCCAUCCCAACGCCUCCUGCAUCUACGUGGGACCUGGACAGAGUGACUGCAGCUGUAAGCCGGGCUACAGAGGCAGUGGCAGCAACUGUGAGGCGGUGAACCAGUGCGUCUCCCAGCGGGGGGGCUGCCACCACCUGGCGACCUGCCAGCUGCUGUCCUCUCAGUGGACAUGUGUCUGUGACGAUGGAUACUCCGGAGACGGACAUGUGUGUUAUGGGACCGUCUUCCAGGCGCUGAUGACUCUGCCGGACGUUUCUGAGUUCUCCACCUGGACCACUGACUCUGGUGUGUCCUGGUCUCUGUCGGAUCAGAACCUCACACUCCUGGUCCCGUCUUCAGCUGCCGUCUCUAAGAUGUCCUCAGAGGACAGAAGCUUCUGGACCCUGAAGGGCAAUCUGCCCAGCCUCCUCAGGAAUCACAUGAUCCCGGGGAACUUCCCGUUAUCCAGCCUGAGCAGCACUUCCUCUCUGACCUCGCUCCUCAAGACAUCACUUCCUGUUUCCACCACCAACCAGGUGCAGUUUUCUGUGGGAGGAGCCACCAUCACCACGGCUGACAUCGCUGCCACCACACGGACUGAUCCACGUCAUCGACCAGGUCUGGUUCCCGACAGGAAGCUGAGUGAAGGUCUGCUGGAGACGCUCGACUACAACCUGACGGAGGAGAUCGAGCAGGCGGACGAGUUCACCGUCUUCGCUCCGACAAACGCCGCCGUCACGGAUUACCUCACCAAGAUGGCUGCCACCGCUCUGGUACGGUACUCAUUCCUGAUCAACUGGUAG
This is a messenger RNA of Trematomus bernacchii (emerald rockcod), 1437 nucleotides long. Its product is annotated as stabilin-2-like. The record is from RefSeq and is a predicted model, not a curated record. Gene Ontology annotation, molecular function: calcium ion binding. Lineage: Eukaryota; Metazoa; Chordata; Actinopteri; Perciformes; Nototheniidae. The transcript has 14 exons. The coding region runs from base 1 to 1437 and encodes 478 amino acids.